AUUCUCUCUCCGCCAAUUGUUAUGACAGACGUCGAGGGGGAGGUCAACCCCUUCGACUGGAACGCGACGAUGCCCCGCUGCAGGCUCCUCUGAAGUGUGCGUGCGCGCUGCGACGCAGCGGUUUUGGAGUCGCCCGCAGCAGCAGAUGCGCUUCGGCUGCGACGCGAGACGCACGAGCUGGUGGACCGGGCUGCACGGUUCUCCAAAGUUCAACUUCGCUGCGUCGUUCCUCCCGGGGCAGUGGGAUUUGUCCUCUUGCGGGACGUCCGGGGCUGCGACCUUCGGUGUGUUCGUGUCGCUCCACCAUGGGGGAGAGCGUGCGUAUCGGGCGCAUGGGUUCUCGCUCGGUGGACGUUUAGCCGUGCGCCCGCGCAGCCUGAACUCCCGUCUCUGCAUUGUGAGUGUGAGAUACUGAAGCUGAACUCUGCAGGGGGUCGGUUCGGGACGACGGUGGGAAAUGGCCAGCGAGCGGAAACCGCGGCUGUGCGUCAUGGCCAAGGAGGAGAGCGGGUAUGGAUUUCACUUGCACGGCGAGAAGGGGAAGAGCGGCCAGUUCAUCCGCAAAGUGGAGCUCGGCUCCCCCGCAGAGGCGUCGGGGCUGCGCGCCGGGGACCGAGUGGUCGCCGUGAACGGGGUUAACGUGGAGAAAGAGACACACCACCAGGUGGUACAGCGGAUCAAAGCCAUAGACCACGAGACCCGGUUGCUGGUGGUGGACAAUGAGACACACGAAAGUCUGCGGAGUCUGCGACUCACGGCUACCGAGGAGAUGGCCGUACUUGUGACAGGCGCUCCCUCCUCAUCCUCCCCCCCGGCGUCGCCCCCCGCGCCCUCGGUCCCGUCCUCCCCCAGCAAGAAGCGGGAGAACGGCUCGGUGUCCAAGCAGCCGGUCACGCUGAGCGGCCAGGUGCAGAAGCCCACCAGGAGGUCACCAUCAAAGGCUGCGAAGAAGGAGGCUCUUGCUCAGGCGGAAGCUCACACCAAGGCACCAUCCCAGUCACGGCUCCGGGUCAACCCGUCCGAGCUCGUUCCACGUCUGUGCCACCUGGUGCGGUCUGAGACGGGCUACGGCUUCAACCUCCACAGCGAACGCUCGCGCCCGGGACAGUACAUCCGCUCCCUGGACCCGGGAUCGCCCGCAGACUGCGCCGGCCUCCGGCCGCAGGACAGACUCAUCGAGGUAAAUGGCGUGAACAUCGAGGGCAUGCGGCAUGCAGAGGUGGUGGCCUUCGUCAAGAAAGGGGGAGACGAGACCUGGCUGCUGGUGGUGGAUCCAGAGACGGACGAGCACUUCAAGAGGAGGGGGGUCAUCCCCACAGUCAGUCAUGUCAAAGACUACGAUGGUCCAUCCAUAUCCAACGGCUCCCCCAGCCCUCAGAUCAACGGCAGCUCCACCACUCAGUCCAUCAGGUCCACACGCUCCGACCUCAGCAGCCAGGGCAACAGCACACAGCUGGCAGAUGACGAGGGCGGCCGGCUGUUGGAUCCGUUUGCUGAGAUGGGCCUGAGUCUGAGCGCCACGGCAGCAGAGGAAAAGAUGAAGGUGCAUGCCAAAGAAAAGAAGAAGGCGCCGCAGAUGGACUGGAUGAAGAAAUAUGAGAUCUUCAGUAAUUUCUGAGACGUUUUUCCCCUCCAAGGACACUUACGAGACCGAAGCACAGCGCCGCCUGUAGCCCCCUGUGUGGAUGAGUUUGUGCCGUGGGAGAACACCACUCUUGCUACACAGAUCAUGUUUAUUUUUUCUUGAAGAAAGGACUGAGAUGACUCAGUACAACAGAAAAUCAUUUGUUCCUGGAAUUAAAAGUGACAAAGGGAUACAUUGUUUUCUUCUUCAGCCACGUCAGAGACUCGUCAGCUACGUUUCCCUCAUCAAUGUACAAGUACACGUGUUGACAGACCUAAGGAACUGGGUUCACACUGUCUAGAGGAAGGACCAUCUGAAAUAGCUUCACAGACGUGUACUUGUCAACAAGUUUUCACAAAUUUGCCUAAAUCCCCUUCGCUUUUUCUCUCCUUUAAUCACCCUGCCUACUCCCGGAGACUUGUUUCAAUCAAAUGGGGGAGAUAGUUAUUUUUAUAUUAUAGACAAACAGUAUCCCAACAGCAUGGACUGCAUUUUAGAGAGUUUACUGGACACUGUGACAUCAAUGAUUGUGGACAUUGUGGGAGUUUUGGCCCAUCAUUCAGUGGAAGACCAAACUUGGCAGAAGAUCACUGUGAACAAGCUAAGAUUCCCCCCCCCCUCCAGCCCACUCGUAGGUUAGAUAAUAAUCCACUGACUGCGUGUGCUGGUUAUGUAUAAUGUACUCUACAUGUAUUUGUACUUUUACCUGUGAUCAUCAGCUUAAGCCCACAUAUGCACCAGCUGAACUGCUUCAGAUCAGCCUGGCUUUGUUCAGGAAGAAGAUGUUGCUUGUUACUCAGCGCUCAGUCUAUCACCACUAACCUCUUUUACCAAAUUGUGACUAAUUGCAUAACGAAGUUAAGCACCACUGACAUUGAAUAUGUUGAAUAGGUAAAUAAUAGAGGCUAGAGGUAUCUCAGGGCACGUGGCUUGAUGAGUGAGUUUGUUGUUUUUUUUAUUGUCGAGAGCCUAACGUGUACAGCAGAGGGCAAACUAACACCACAAAUAGACUUCGGUUUAUCCAGCGGUCAUUCAUCAUCUCAUAAUGUACCAGGAAAAAAAUAUGAAUUCAAGUGAGGUCGAGGAAAGAAAGUCCAAAUAGUUUGAGGAGUCAUUCGCAGGUGUAUUGAGGGUGGAUAUGAAGGAAAUAUUAAUCAUUCAAAUGUGUAGGACACUUUUACUUAUGGAUUUAUUGUGAUAUAUUUACACUUGUAACUGUGAUUUAAAAGCAAGUGGAUAAAUGUGAAGGCAGACAGUGGAAGGUUUGGUGCGACAGCCAACUGUUGAUAAGUCAGUAUUAGCGAUUGUACAGACCCCAGCUAACCCGCCGUGAUUUAAUAACGCUAGAAGUUAAACUGAAAGCAUUUUCUCUUUAAGGGGGGAUUUUAGAAUAUAUUAGUCAAGCAAGUGAAGUUCUGCUUAAUUCAUACUGAUGAAAUUUAAGUGGAAGGUUGAGUCUUAACGGUGUGGGAGCUUAGCAUGUUUCAAUUCAAAGGAUUAGUUAAACGUUUUGGGAAAAACACUUUCAGGCAGAGAGUCCGGUAUGAAAAUUAAAACCAAAAUGUCAGAUCAUUUCGUUGAUUAAAUAAGGAGGAGGGAAGAGAGCAAGAUUAAGGCUCAAAAGUGCAAGUUGCAUAUUUUAGGACGGGAGGGAUGUGAUCAGGUACAACAUGAGCAGUGUGUGUGUGUGUGUUAUUGUGGGAUGCAUGGAGCACAGGAGACGCACAGAGUCAGGUCAGAGAUGCUCUGGAGGAUCAAGUGAAAGAGACUGCGGGAGCCACGGAGCUUACUGAGGAUUACUACACAUACAGGGACAGCUGUCACACACAUGCUCACACACAGUCGAGGCACAAUCUGUGUGUGUGUGUGUGUGUGUGUGUGUGUGUGUGAACAUAUGUGUUGAGAAGAUAUUCAUGCCGAAACCCAAGCGACGUUGAUAUGAUAUAUUACAACAAGUGGGACUGCGAGCUGACGAAAUGUCAGCCAUCUAUGUGGGCUUUUUCUUUUUCUUUUUUGGUACGCAUGCAUUCACACCUUUGCUCUUACUUUACGUGGCACACACAAAGAGCAGCAGUGUCUCGCCUCAUCUCUGGACAUUGGUCUCUGUCUGUGUGCAGUAGUUUUCACUCGGUAUGUCAUGACAAGUCACAGGAAAUCACUGUUACCAUUGCUGAUGCACAUGUAUAUACAGUUAAAGCAUAUACAAUAUGGCAGGUUGCAUUUUUUUUUCAAUAAAGUGUGACAAUUGCGUUUUUGAAGAUAUUAAAUUGUGGUCAUCGUC
Messenger RNA from Scophthalmus maximus (turbot), 3905 nucleotides. RefSeq names its product Na(+)/H(+) exchange regulatory cofactor NHE-RF2. The record is from RefSeq and is a predicted model, not a curated record. Lineage: Eukaryota; Metazoa; Chordata; Actinopteri; Pleuronectiformes; Scophthalmidae. Gene Ontology annotation, molecular function: protein-membrane adaptor activity; signaling receptor binding. Gene Ontology annotation, cellular component: apical plasma membrane. The transcript is spliced from 6 exons. Gene Ontology annotation, biological process: protein localization to plasma membrane. Bases 458 to 1618 code for a protein of 386 amino acids.